AAACCUCUGCCGGCAGCUUAGUCACAGCCCCUCUCGCUUGGGUGUGUCCUUCGCUCGCUCCCUCCCUCCGUCUUAGGUCACUUUCAGCCCUCGAAUAAAAACUGCAGCCAACUUCCGAGGCAGCCUCAUUGCCCAGCGGACCCCAGCCUCUGCCAGGUUCGGUCCGCCCUCCUCACCGGCCCCUGCCCCGCGCCCCCGGGAUCCUCCAGCUCCUCUCGCCUGCGCCCUCGGUUCGCUCCGGACACCAUGGACAAGUUUUGGUGGCGCGCAGCCUGGGGACUCUGCCUCGUGCAGCUGAGCCUGGCGCAGAUCGAUUUGAAUAUAACCUGCCGCUUUGAAGGUGUAUACCACGUGGAGAAAAAUGGUCGCUACAGCAUCUCUCGGACGGAGGCAGCUGACCUCUGCAAGGCUUUCAAUAGCACCUUGCCCACAAUGGCCCAGAUGGAGAAAGCUCUGAGCAUCGGGUUUGAGACCUGCAGGUACGGGUUCAUAGAAGGGCACGUGGUGAUUCCCCGGAUCCACCCCAACUCCAUCUGUGCAGCAAACAACACAGGGGUGUACAUUCUCACGUCCAACACCUCCCAGUAUGACACAUAUUGCUUCAAUGCUUCAGCUCCACCUGGAGAAGAUUGUUCAUCAGUCACAGACCUGCCCAAUGCCUUUGAUGGACCAAUUACCAUAACUAUUGUUAACCGCGACGGCACCCGCUAUGUCAAGAAAGGAGAAUACAGAACGAAUCCUGAGGACAUCAACCCCAGCAGCCCUACUGACGACGACGUGAGCAGCGGAUCCUCCAGUGAAAGGAGCAGCACUUCAGGAGGUUACGUCUUUUAUAACCACUUUUCAACUUCACCACCCAUCCCAGAUGAGGACGGCACCCGGAUCACCGACAGCACAGACAGAACCCCUGCUACCAGUACGUCUUCAAAUACCAUCUCAGCAGGCUGGGAGCCAAAUGAAGAAAAUGAAGAUGAAAGAGACAGACACUUCAGUUUUUCUGGAUCAGGCAUUGAUGAUGAUGAAGAUUUUCUCGCCAGUACCAUUUCAACCACACCACGGGUUUUUGACCACACAAAACAGAACCAGGAUUGGACCCAGUGGAACCCAAGCCAUUCAAAUCCAGAAGUGCCACUUCAGACAACCACAAGGAUGACUGCAGAUGUAGACAGAAAUGGCACCACUGCUCAUGAAGGAAAAUGGAACCAGGAAGCACACACUCUCCUCAUUCACUAUGAGCAUCACGAGGAAGAAGAGAUCCUACAUUCAACAAGCACAAUCCAGGCAACUCCAAGUAGUACAAAUGAAGAAACAGCUACCCAGAAGGAACAGUGGUUUGGCAACAGAUGGCAUGAGGGAUAUCUCCAAACGCCCAGAGAAGACUCCCAUUCAACAACAGGGACAGCUGCCUCAGCCCACACCAGCCAUCCAAUGCAAGGAACGACAACACUGAGCCUAGAGGACAGUUCCUGGACUGAUUUCUUCGACCCAGUCUCACAUCCCAUGGGACGAGGUCAUCAAGCAGGAAGAAGGAUGGAUAUGGACUCCAGUCAUAGCACAACGCUUCAGCCUACUGCAGAUCCAAAUACAGGUUUGGUGGAAGACUUGGACAGGACAGGACCUCUUUCAAUGACAACGCAGCAGAGUAAUUCUCAGAGCUUCUCUACAUCACACGAAGGCUUGGAAGAAGAUAAAGACCAUCCAACAACUUCUACUCUGACAUCAAGCAAUAGAAAUGAUGUCAGAGGUGGAAGAAGAGGCCCAAGUCAUUUUGAACCCUCAACUACUUUACUGGAAGGUUACACCUCUCCUUACCCAGACCUGAAGGAAAGCAGAACCUUCAUCCCAGAGACUCCAGCUGAGACUGGGUCAUUUGGAGUUACUGACGUUACUGUUGGGGAUUCCAACUCUAAUGUCAAUCACUCUUUAUCAGGAGACCAAGGUGCAUUCGACCCCAGCGGGGGCUCCCAUACCACUCAUGGAUCUGAAUCAGAUGGACAUUCACAUGGGAGUCAAGAAGGUGGGGCAAACACAACCUCCGGUCCUUUAAGGACACCCCAAAUUCCAGAAUGGCUGAUCAUCUUGGCAUCCCUCUUGGCCUUGGCUUUGAUUCUUGCAGUUUGCAUUGCAGUCAACAGUCGAAGAAGGUGUGGGCAGAAGAAAAAGCUAGUGAUCAACAGUGGCAAUGGAGCUGUGGAGGACAGAAAGUCAAGUGGACUCAACGGAGAGGCCAGCAAGUCUCAGGAAAUGGUGCAUUUGGUGAACAAGGAGUCCUCAGAAACUCCAGACCAGUUUAUGACAGCUGAUGAGACGAGGAACCUGCAGAACGUGGACAUGAAGAUUGGGGUGUAACACCUAUGCCAUUAUCUUGGAAAGAAACAACCAUUGGAAACAUAACCAUUAUAAGGAGCUGGGACACUUAACAGAUGCAAUGUGCUACUGAUUGUUUCAUUGGGAAUUUUUUUUUUUUUUUUUUUUUUUUUUAGCAUAAAAUUUUCUACUCCUUAUUGUUUUUUUGUGUUUUGUUCUUUAAAGUCAGGUCCGAUUUUUGAAAACAGCAUUGCUUUCUGAAAUUAGGGUCCAAUUAAUAAUUAGCAAGAAUUUGACCGUUCCAGUUCCCUCAUGGAGGCCUUUCAUUUCUUGGGUGUGCUAUGGAUGGCUUCUAACACAAGCCACACAUACAUAGUCCUGAUCCCCAACAUUUCCCCCAUCAGCUAAGGACGUUCCCCAGGGCUAAGAGGGCCUGGUACCUGGAAGGAAAUUUGAAUGGGUCCAUUUUGCCCUUCUAGUAGCCCAAUUCCUGGGCAUUGCUUCACAGUGAGGUAGCGGGGUGGGAUGUACUGGUUACACAUCUGCUUAAACAGACACCCCUGGAAAUUUUUCAGAUGCUUUUGGGAGACACCCAAAGGGUGAAGCUAUUUAUCUGUAGUAAACUAUUUAUCAGUGUUUUUGAAAUAUUAAACCCUGGAGGUCCUUUGAUCAAUCCAAUUUUUUAAAGUUACUUUGUCAGAGGCACAAAAGGGUUAAAACUGAUUCAUAAUAAACUUCUGUACUUCUUCCAUCUUAACCUUUUGUGCUGUGAUCCUUCAGUUUCUAACCAGCACUGUCUGGGUCUCUACAACUUAUUAGGAAGAGCUGAGAAUGGUCAAGAAGACUCUUUUAAAGUCUUUAUCUUAGAGACCCAGAGUUCUCAUUCAGACCUACUCAGCCAAAUCUCAUGGAAGAUCAAGGAAGGCAGCGAUGUUUUGUUUCUGACACUGUUCAAAGGUUUUCUUUCCUGUCUUGGGAUCAGAAUUGUAUAAGCUGAGGAGCUUCAGCCUCUUUUAUGGUUUAAUGGCCAUCUGUUCUCUCCUGCAAAGUCACAUUAAGUUUGCAUGUCCUGGGGCCCUAUUUCAUAGAUGCUGGCCCUAUUAGUGAUUUCCAAAAACAAUAUGGAAGUGCCUUUCGAUGUCAUAUGAUAAGAUGAGGAGCCAAGGGAAAUGAAAGAGAUUGGCAAGGGGAGAAGAGGAUGCAGUGUAGAUCCUGUCUGACAUUUUUGGGGCUGCAUUUGUAAAUACACUCACACAUGAGUGUUCUUGAUGCAGUUGCUAUUUAGGGGGAGUUAAGCGCCUGGGGAGUCCCUCGAAAGGUUACAGGAAUUCCCAUCAUUGGAAUCUUAUCACCAGAUAGGCAAGUUUAUGACCAAACAAGAGAGUACUGGCUUUAUCCUCUAACCCCAUAUUUGCUCCCACUUUGCAAGUCCAUUGUGGCAUUUAUUCAUCCGCCAGGGUCCUAGAACUUCCUAAGUUCCUAAGUUCUGAUUGGUCCUGGAACUUCCAAAGCCUGCUUGUAAUAGAAGCCAUUGCAUCUAUAAAGCAAGGGUCCUAUUAAACAGUAUCUCCUUUCUUAGGCCCCCACAAAAAGUCGUUUGUUACCUAAACUUAUAUGUUUAACAGGCAAUGCUUCUCAAACCACAAAGCAGAAAGAAAAGCUCCCAACUAAAUCAGGGCUGGGCUUAGACAGAGUUGAUCAGAAGAAUAUCUUUAAAGGAGAGAUACCAACUUCCUGCACUAUUCCCAGCCUCUGCUCCCAGCCUCUGCUCUUCCUCCUCUGUCUACCCUCUUCCCUCUCUCCCUUCGUUUCGCCCCAUAAUCUUGAAAAACUUCCUUUCUCUUCUGUGAACAUCACUGGCCAGUUUCAUAUUCAGUGGUCUGGCUUUCUUCUUAUUUUCUUUUCAGCUUGAAAGAAACUGGACAUUAAGCCACUAUGUGUUGUUACUGCCACUAGUGUUCAAGUGCCCUUUGUUUUCCCAGAGAUUUCCUGGGUCUGCCAGAGGCCCAGACAGGUUCACUCAAGCUCUUUAACUGAAAUGCAGCAGGCUACUCUGGGACAAGGUUCAGAAGGCUUACACCAGCCUCUACCUGUCCCCCAGGGAGACAGGAAUAGUGACACAAGUGUCAUAGCCAGAGAUGGUUUCCACCCCUUCUAGACAUUCCCAACAAAUAGGCUGAGACAGGAAAUUAUUUUCAGUUUUAUUUUGGAAUUAAAUAUCUUUUUCCCUUUAUUACUGUUAUAGUCCCAUACUUGGAUAUACCUCUGUUUUCCAGAUAGAAAUAAGGGAGUUCUAGAGCUUCUAUUCCUUGGCCACUGUCAAUGGAGAACUUCCCAAGUCUUUGCAAACCCUUGCAACAUUUCCUGAAGUUUAUGGGAUAAGAUGUGUUCUCAUUCCCUUGACCUCAAGGGCAUAACUCUGGAAGCACAGCUUGACCACAUGUCAUUUUCACCAGUGAUUUUCCAGGUGAACUGGGCUAAAUCAUUAAACUGGGUCUUGUUUAUAACAGUUAGAAGCCAACAUUUAGUUAUUUUGCAAAGCAACUAAGAGCUUAAGAUGUAAUUUUUCCUAUAAUUGUAAAUCUUUUAUAUCUCCUGAGGGCUUCCCUUAAAAUUAGCUCUGAGUGAAAAAUCAAGUGAGACAAAAGACACGUUCAAGUCCAUAUUUCAAGCCUGGUAGAAUUGGCUUUUCUAGCAGAACCUUUCAAAAAGUUUUACAUUGAGAUUCAUAACAAGACCAAGAAUCGCUUUUGUAGCCAACGUUCAUUUAAUACUGUUACAUCAGAGGAAUAGGCAAGAGGAAACGUUUGACUUCUCUGGAAAAGCAAAAUGUACUUAAGAACAAGAAUAACAUGGUCCAUUCACCUUUAUGUCAUAGGUAUGCCUUUGUGUAAAUCAUUUGCUUUGAGUUUUCAAAGAAUAACUCAUUGUUCAUUCACGUACUGUACAAUGACCACUGUUAUUGCUACUUUGACUUUUCAGAGCACACCCUUCCUCUGGUUUUUGUAUAUUUAUUGAUGGAUCAAUAAUAAUGAGGAAAGCAUGAUAUGUAUAUUGCUGAGUUGAAAGCACUUUUUGGAAAAUAUUAAAAGGCUAACGUUAAAAGACUAAAGGAAA
This is a messenger RNA of Saimiri boliviensis boliviensis (Bolivian squirrel monkey), 5424 nucleotides long. It is a transcript of the gene CD44, whose product is annotated as CD44 molecule (IN blood group). Gene Ontology annotation, molecular function: cytokine receptor activity; hyaluronic acid binding. The record is from RefSeq and is a predicted model, not a curated record. Gene Ontology annotation, biological process: positive regulation of ERK1 and ERK2 cascade; cell adhesion; inflammatory response. NCBI's taxonomy places the organism in Eukaryota, Metazoa, Chordata, Mammalia, Primates, Cebidae. Gene Ontology annotation, cellular component: macrophage migration inhibitory factor receptor complex; plasma membrane; basolateral plasma membrane.